This is a messenger RNA of Priapulus caudatus, 2743 nucleotides long. RefSeq names its product dihydrolipoyllysine-residue acetyltransferase component of pyruvate dehydrogenase complex, mitochondrial-like. The record is from RefSeq and is a predicted model, not a curated record. Lineage: Eukaryota; Metazoa; Priapulida; Priapulimorpha; Priapulimorphida; Priapulidae. Gene Ontology annotation, cellular component: pyruvate dehydrogenase complex. The transcript is spliced from 11 exons. Gene Ontology annotation, biological process: pyruvate decarboxylation to acetyl-CoA. Gene Ontology annotation, molecular function: dihydrolipoyllysine-residue acetyltransferase activity. The coding region runs from base 115 to 1653 and encodes 512 amino acids.
GUGGGAGAGUGAAAAUUUGUUAUUUACCGGUGACCUCUAGUUUCUAAAUUUUGUGAAGAAUUUUGUCUAUGUCGUGAAUUUUGGCCUCUUGGCCGAAGGAAUAACUAGGCAACAAUGUUCCGGUCGGUGUUAAGGCUUCCUUGCAGAGUGACUAGAACGGCACAGCGGGCUGUGAAACGCCAUGUCGCCAAUUCUUCUGUGAUCGCAAUUGUGAACAUCACACAGCCACGCAUUUUGGGAUGUAAAAAUGUGCAGUCAAGGAUUUUGCAAAAUGUCUCUGUUCAGAUCCAAAGAUUGUAUUCAAAUGGAACCUUGCCAGAUCAUUUACGAAUUGCUCUACCAGCCCUCUCUCCUACAAUGGAAAUGGGUACUAUCGUUAACUGGGAAAAGAAGGAAGGUGAUCAGCUAAACGAAGGUGACUUGCUAUGUGAAAUCGAAACAGACAAGGCUACAAUGGGAUUUGAGACUCCAGAAGAAGGCUAUCUGGCCAAGGUCGUGAUCCCUGCUGGCACCAAGGAUGUACCGCUUGGCAAGCUUUUAUGCAUCAUCGUUGAAUCUGAAGAAGACGUGGCAGCUUUUAAGGACUUUGUUGACGACGGUAAGACAGAUGCGCCUCCUCCUCAAGCACCACCAGCACCACCAGCAGCAGCAGCACCGCCGAUGCCUCCAGCACCCGCUGCACCUGUGCAACCCUUGCCGCCGCAGACACAACCUCCAUUUCAACCAGCCCAACAAGUACCAAUCACCGUAACAAGUGCCCCAGGAAGAAGAAUACUAGCUUCACCUUAUGCUAAAACGCUAGCUGCAGAGCGAGGGAUUGAUCUAGCACAAGUACAAGCAACAAUGGAGGACGGUGUCAUCAGGGCUUCGGAUGUCGAGAGGUUUAUGUCAACUGGACCCGCUGCAGUGCCGCCCCCAGCAAUGGCUGCACCUGCUAUCUCGCAAGUACCGGGGGCAGCAUACGUUGAUCUGCCACUGACAAGCAUGCGUCAGGUUAUUGCAAAGAGACUACUGGAAUCUAAGCAAACAAUUCCCCACUACUAUUUAUCAAUUGAUGUGGAAAUGGAUAACAUAUUUAAGUUGCGACAGGAACUCAAUGGAAUGCUUGAGAAGGAAAAUAUAAAACUGUCUGUAAAUGACUUCAUUAUUAAGGCUUCUGCGCUUGCAUGUAGAAAAGUGCCCCAAGCUAACUCAGCAUGGAUGGAGUCGUUUGUUAGGCAAUAUAAUAGUGUAGAUAUAAACGUAGCUGUGAGUACAGAGGGAGGACUCAUCACACCUAUUGUGUUUAAUGCCGAUAAGAAGGGUUUGGUGUCAGUGUGCUCAGAAGUGGCCAGUCUUGCAACAAAAGCACGAGAGGGUAAGCUGCAGCCACAGGAGUUUCAGGGAGGAACUUUCACGAUCUCUAACCUCGGCAUGUUUGGAAUCAAGAAUUUCUCAGCUGUCAUCAAUCCACCACAGGCAUGCAUCCUGGCUGUAGGAGCAUCUCAGAAAAGACUCGUCCCAGAUGAAUCUUGCGAAAAUGGCCACCGCAGCGCGCUGGUGAUGAGUGUGACACUAAGCUGUGAUCACAGAGUUGUCGACGGGGCAGUGGGCGCGCAGUGGCUCGCAGAGUUCCGCAAGUAUCUAGAGAAACCGGAGACCAUGCUGCUUUAACAUUAUGCCGGGUCUCCUACUGCUGAUGCACAACGAUGUGCAGGAUGAGCUGAACACAGAUUGUCUCCUCUAUCCCGGUGUGUUCCCAACGAGGUUCAUCGCCAAAGAGUAUGAUUUGGACAUGUUCCCUUUCAUGGUAUGUGUCGAUAAUAGCUUCGAAUUUGGCUUGCUUUUGCUAUAUGUUGUCACUAGUCUGUAAAUAUCCAGAUAGUUCUGUUAUUGGUUUCGGAUGAAUUCCAUUUGUGUAGGCUUGAAUAGGGGUUUGCCUUAGGUACAUCAUUGUAAUAACAGACAUCGCUUAUGUUAACUAGCUUCUUCUAUCGUUAGACCGGUGGUGCAGCUUGUUUAUAAGGGUUUGUAAACAAAAAGUGUAGACAAGCUUUUUGUAUUUUUGGCAGUACUGAAAUGGUUUUUGUUAUCUAAAAGAAUGCUAGGUGAUAACUUUGUUUAUCGUAAAUAAAUUGGACUUGAAUAGUCGGCUAAUAGUGAGAAGACAUCCAGAGGAAUCUCAUCAGAUGAAACAAGGUGUUAGCAUUCACUCUUGCAACUGUAGAUGAUCAGUUAAUCCAAUAUAGUCACUACCAACAAAAUAUACAGAUGUAUCACACUAUCAAUUACACUUUAUCAAUAUAGCUGGUGUGGGUAUUAGACGCUUUUGUGACAUAUUUUGUGCAUAAUUAAUUUUAUAGGCAUGAAUUUCACAAUAUGACAACCUUUGGCUCAUAAAAGGCACAUAAUUACGUGAAUAGAGAUCCGGAUUAGUUGUGGAAUCAACAUCAUCUGUUUUAAUUGCUUAUCAACAACAAAAUAAAAACAAACAACAAAUAUGGAAAGCAUUUGGUGUUGAAUAUGAGGUGUGCUUGAAUUGUUUCCGACUUUAAUCCUGUGUGUAUUCACUAUUAAGAUCAAAGAGACUUGCACUUUUCGGAGUAUGUUCAGGAUCUAUAAAAAGAUGCUAGUAGAUAGCCAUAUCAUCGCAGCUAUUUGGAUUGUAGAAUAUAUGAUGUUAAUUGUACUAUAGUUAGAGCACUGCUGUUAUUACAUCUAUAGUUUUAAACUAGACCAAUAAAAAGAGGUAACCCAUCACAUA